GAAACCAGUGUCCUCGAAAUUUUCUUAAUUCUUUUCAUGGCCGGUAGAAAGCUGGUUCGAGAUUAUUUGCUUUCCAAGUCACGCCUCUUUCUUCAGCUCACGCACUCUCAACCACAGCAGGCCUCGAGUUCGAGAUUACUGUUGCCUCCGGCAAAUGGGUUUUCUGGGAAUCGUCGUUUCAGUGUAUUCAAUGAAUUUUCUAAGCAAGUGAAAGGCGAAGCGAAUAAGAAUUCAGAAUUUCAACAGUCAGUUAAGGAGUUGAAGGACAAAGCACGAGAGCUAAAAGGAGUGAAAGAAGACCUGAAAGUUAGAACAAAGCAGACUACUGAGCAGCUUUACAAGCAGGUGGAUGGCGCGUGGACAGAGGCCGAAGCAAAAGCGAAGAUGGUUUCUGCAAAUUUGAAGGAGAAGAUUUCUGCUGCCACAGAAGACGUGAAAGGAACUUUAGGAAUUGGGAAGGAGGAGGCUGCCGGAACGUCAGCUAAAACGGGUGAAAACGUUAAAGACGGAUCCAAGGCCUCGGAUGGGGAACAGGCAACCAAGCAGUCAGAUUCUGAUGAUACUGCAGAAACAUUAUUUGGAAAAUAUAAAUCAAGGAUUUCUACCUCAAAUGCUUCCUCAGCAUUCCAAAGAUUCAAGGAAGCAAAGUUCAUAGAUUUAGCAAAGAAGGGAUAUGAUAUUGUAAAGGAUGAGUUGAGCAGCAAUCCAAAAAAGAGAAAGCAUCUACAGCAUGACCCUUCUUCUUCAAAAGUUGAAAGAAGCACGAGAACAGAAGUUGUUUUUGUGCCCUCAAAGCAGUCUCCAUUGAAUAAGAAGUGGGAAGCAUUCAAAAAUAAGGUGCUAAGUCAUCCUAUAUUCAAGCGUAUUAAUGUGGUUACUGAUCCUGUUGUGACAAAGGGUCAGGAGAUUGCCGAGGACGUGCGGGAAAGAUGGGAAACAAGUGAUAGCCCGAUUGUUCAUAAAAUUCAAGACAUCAAUGAAACAAUCUUUCAGGAAACAGAUGCUGCGGCAACCAUUAAGGAGAUUCGCUAUCGAGAUCCGUCAUUCUCAUUGCCCGAGUUUGUUGCUGAAGUUCAGGAAGCUAUUAAACCAGUGUUGAAAGCGUACACCGAGGGAGAUGUUGAAACUUUGAAGAAGUUCUGCACCAAUGAGGUGAUUGAGCGGUGUAAAGCUGAGCAUAGUGCUUAUCAAAGCCAUGGCAUCUUUUUUGACAAUAAGAUUCUACAUAUAUCCGAGGUGGAGGUUAGAGAGACGAAAAUGAUGGGAACCUCCCCAGUUAUCAUCGUAGCGUUCCAAACACAGCAAGUUUAUUGCGUACGAGACAGAAAUGGCGCAAUAACAGAAGGUGGCCAGGAUACGAUCCACACGGUAUACUACGCGUGGGCAAUGCAACAGAUUGACCCCGAAGAGCUGGGCGAAGGCGCUAUUUACCCAAUAUGGAAACUAAGAGAAAUGCAACAGCUUGGAGUUCAAACCCUCAUCUAGUUCUUCGUACAUGUUAGGAUUUUUCUCAUUUGCUUGGUGUAAAACUUCUCUGGGUUUUGUUUUUCACUGCCAGGGAAACUUUAUAAGUGAAGAUUCCUUAUUUAUUAUUUAUUCGAAUAAAAAAUUCAACUCUACUGUGUAUAAA
Messenger RNA from Morus notabilis, 1630 nucleotides. RefSeq names its product mitochondrial import inner membrane translocase subunit TIM44-2. The record is from RefSeq and is a predicted model, not a curated record. Lineage: Eukaryota; Viridiplantae; Streptophyta; Magnoliopsida; Rosales; Moraceae. Gene Ontology annotation, molecular function: protein-folding chaperone binding. Bases 37 to 1485 code for a protein of 482 amino acids. Gene Ontology annotation, biological process: protein import into mitochondrial matrix. Gene Ontology annotation, cellular component: mitochondrial inner membrane. The transcript has 13 exons.